This is a messenger RNA of Penicilliopsis zonata CBS 506.65, 1784 nucleotides long. RefSeq lists its product as hypothetical. The record is from RefSeq and is a predicted model, not a curated record. Gene Ontology annotation, cellular component: SWI/SNF complex; NuA4 histone acetyltransferase complex. The coding region runs from base 180 to 1601 and encodes 473 amino acids. Lineage: Eukaryota; Fungi; Ascomycota; Eurotiomycetes; Eurotiales; Aspergillaceae. The transcript has 3 exons. Gene Ontology annotation, molecular function: chromatin binding. Gene Ontology annotation, biological process: regulation of transcription by RNA polymerase II.
CGCGCGAAAAGCUUCGCCCGCCUACUGUUACAUCCAACUCAACAACCCAGUUCCCAGCUUUUCUUCGCACGGAUUUGGGACUUAGAGGUUCCCAACAGGGCUUUGACCGUCGUUACCCUCUUUUUCUCUCACAGUUGGUUGUUCUCGCGCAAACCAAAUCUGCCUUGCCGACCUGGAAUAUGAAUCCCUCAAUACCCCCUUCAACUGCCGAAUAUGGAGGAGAUGAAGUGUCGGCCAUUGUCCUAGACCCAGGAUUUUCCACAGUUCGUGCAGGUUUUGCGGGAGAAGACACGCCGAAAUCGCUGAUUCCCUCUUACUACGGCAAAUACACCUAUGAGGGAGAGGAGAAAAUUAUUUUCGGAGAUGAUAUCUAUGUGACACCCCGACCGGGGCUGUCGAUCCACAACCCCAUGGGCAGGGAUGGGAUCGUAGAGGACUGGGACAUGGCGGAGAAGGUCUGGGAGUACUCGUUCACAUCGAGAUUGACCGGGUCCAAGCCAGGAAACCCGCUGCAAAACGGAUUGAAUGAUGCGCUCCCAGACGGAGAGCUUCCUACUGAAAUGGAAGGCAUCGAGGCCGAAGAGAAGCCUCUCGCAGAUAGUCCGCUCCUGAUGACGGAGAGCGGAUGGAAUCCCAGCAAGGCACGCGAAAAGACCAUCGAGAUUGCAAUGGAGAAUUGGGGCAGUCCAGCGUUCUACCUGGGGAGAAAUGGCGUUCUGGCAGCCUUCGCGUCUGGUAAGGCUUCUGCCCUGGUGAUCGAUGUCGGGGCGUCGAAUAUCUCCGUGACUCCCGUACAUGACGGGAUGAUUUUAAAGAGAGGCGUGCAGCAUUCGCCGCUUGGUGGUGACUACAUCUCAUCCCAGAUCCGAGCGCUGUUCAAGGCAAACUCUCCCCAACCAAUUACGAUCACUCCACAUUACCUUAUCUCCUCCAAGACAUCUGUCGACGCCGGGCAACCUCCGCAAGCGGUUUACAAGACGUUCGCCCCGGAGAAGGCGCCCCACGAGUCGUACCGCGCGCUUCUCGAGGAACGGACCCUAUCGGAGUUCAAAGAGUGCGUUGUCCAGGUCUGGCCAGGCCCCAACCGAUUGACCGCAACGGGACCCAACGGCAUUCCCAACGAGGAGAUCGCGCGGAGCAGCCCCGGCCGGCCUUUUGAGUUCCCGGACGGAUACAACCAAGUCUUCGGCGUGGAGCGGUACCGUGUCGUUGAGUCUCUCUUUGAUGCUAAGGCCCACAUCCCGGACUCGGAGUCGCCCUUCCCCGCGCCUACGCCUGCGCAGACGCUCCCAGAACUCAUCAAGAGCGCCCUCAACGGCGUCGACGUCGAUAUCCGCCCCCACCUGCUCGCCAACGUCGUUGUGACCGGCGCCUCUAGCCUGCUGUACGGAUUCACGGACCGGUUGAACCAGGAACUCCUGCAGAACUUCCCCAGUCCGCGUGUCCGUAUCUCCGCGCCGGGCAACACGACCGAACGCCGCUUCGGCUCGUGGGUCGGGGCCAGCAUCCUCGCCAGCCUGGGAUCCUUCCACCAGAUGUGGAUCUCCAAGAAGGAGUAUGAAGAGCAUGGCCCGUCAAUCGUGGAUAAGCGCUGCAAGUAGAUUGAUCCAUCUUUAUUAAUUAUGGGAGCUUGGACAUGUGGCGUUCUAGUUCCUUCUUACUAUCUUACUGAAAUGAAUUGAUUUCCUCGCCUUUGUCCAUUGGUUGAGAUCGUCUUAAAAGAUCAUCAGGUGUUUAGCUUGGGGCCUCCAGAACCUUUUCUAUUCUUCCCCCCCCCCCCCCCC